Triplophysa rosa is the source of this 1548-nucleotide messenger RNA. It is a transcript of the gene perp, whose product is annotated as p53 apoptosis effector related to pmp22. Gene Ontology annotation, biological process: cell-cell adhesion. Gene Ontology annotation, cellular component: membrane; cell-cell junction. The coding region runs from base 68 to 625 and encodes 185 amino acids. NCBI's taxonomy places the organism in Eukaryota, Metazoa, Chordata, Actinopteri, Cypriniformes, Nemacheilidae. The record is from RefSeq and is a predicted model, not a curated record. The transcript is spliced from 3 exons.
AAAGAAACUUGUGCCUAAAACAUUUAAAGCUCCUUUCACUUCGCUUACACAACACACAUUAGUCAAAAUGUUUCGCUGUGGAAUCGCUUAUCCGCGAUGCAGGUGGAUUCUGCCUCUCCUGCUGCUUUUUGCCAUUAUUUUUGACAUUAUUGCCAUCGCAGCGCAGUCCGGAUGGGUGGAGGACGAGGACGCCAAAACCCACUACGCCAGUAUGUGGCAACAAUGUCGACGCAGCAAGGAUCAGUGGGACUGCAGGUCUCUCAUGGAGUUUUCAUGGGCACAGGCAGUCGCUGCUCUCAUGAUCAUCGGCCUCAUCAUCCUCAUCAUCGCCUUUAUCAUCUCUGUUGUCGCUCUUUGCUGUAGUCUCAACAUCCCUCUGCUUCCAUUAAUAGGAGGUCUUCUCAUUUUAGCUGUAAUCGUCCAGAUAAUUGCUCUGAUCAUCUACCCGAUCAAGUUCAAUGAGCUGAUCUAUGAAGGUUAUUAUGACUACACCUGGGCAUAUGGGUUUGGCUGGGGCGCUACCAUCCUGAUGCUGGGAUGUGGAAUCCUCUUCUGCUGUCUGCCCAAUUAUGAGGAUAACCUCUCCGACAAUACAAAAGUGAAAUAUCUCUACACCUCUGCUUAAAAACCCUUAUUUGAUUGCAACUCUUCAAGGACUGUUUAGCCUCUGGCCUAAAUGCUAAUGCUCAUUGAUCACCAAAACCAUUUUUAUAGGACUUCACUGACUCUAAGGGGUGUCAGACUGUUUUUGGCUUUGUUCCUUACUCUCGGGGGCUAAUGCAUUUACCUUUUGCUUUAUUUUAAUUAGAAUUUUAUGAUAAAAAAAGCUGUUGCAUGCACAUUAGAUGUAAAUAUAUUAGGAGGACUAACAAUGUGUAUUCACGAACUGGAAAAGUAUGUGUAGGUUUUGUUGCAUUACGUAGUACUUACUUCAUGAACACUGGAAUGUAAUGUAUGACUGUUUUUUGGUAUUUGUACAUUUUUUGAACAUCUCUACAUACCAGCAUUAAGACAAGAUUUUUAUUGUUUAUGUACUUGCUCGUCUUGUCAUUCCAUGUCGGCCCUUAUUUGUUUAUUAUGAUGGCCAUAUGCAUACUUGAUUGAACACUUUCUGUAAAAAAAUGUGUGUGGUCUGUUAAAGAUAAAGAUUUUCACUGACACCCUGUCUACACCACACUAGAGCGGCAUGAUGUGACAAAAGGCAAUAGAACCCAUUAUAAUUAGAGGUCUGGUGUAGACAGGGUGUAAGAGUUUACCAUAGUGAUAUAAAUGCAGCAAUAACAGUAGUUUUUUUUCUGUUUUAACAAAAGUGUGUUAUUGUAUGUUCCUUAAUUUGCAUCUUAAAGUGAGUAUCUGGUUGAGGAUUGGUGCUUUUAUUGAAAAGAAAUGCCACCAGAAGGUGAUAUUAAGUCAACUUUAGUCUGCUAAGAUUGUAGUUUUUUUAGAUGUGUUUUGGUAGAUUCUGAUUAGAUGUUUCAAUUGUUUUGAGGAUUGUGUAAUGGUCUUCAAGUCUUCAAUAAAAAAAAAAUUUGUUCUGUGAAGAAGGCA